Syngnathus typhle (broad-nosed pipefish) is the source of this 5346-nucleotide messenger RNA. It is a transcript of the gene tasp1, whose product is annotated as taspase, threonine aspartase, 1. The record is from RefSeq and is a predicted model, not a curated record. Gene Ontology annotation, molecular function: threonine-type endopeptidase activity. Gene Ontology annotation, biological process: protein maturation. Bases 229 to 1446 code for a protein of 405 amino acids. The transcript is spliced from 14 exons. Lineage: Eukaryota; Metazoa; Chordata; Actinopteri; Syngnathiformes; Syngnathidae.
AACCCGGAAGUACUCUUUGACGCCUUGGCUAACCGUCUAAUGUUACAAAUGACAGGGAAGUAUGCCCGAGUUGCGUGGUUGAGUAGUUCUGUUACGAUUAUACGUAUGUUAUAUGACAUUGCUAACUGGUGUUUUCCUCUUGGAGGACGAGCAUAAAUUGUAUUCCUUCAAAAUGUUUCCCUCACAUGAUGAUGGGCCACGAUAGGCUUGUCAAGUUAUGCAGGGGUUAUGGAAAGUCUACAAAACUCUGCGGAAGAACAACAAUACAUCUUUUACAAAGAUAAUCCAUGGCCCAACAAACAGGAAUCAACUAACAACUACAAACCAGGUCUCAGUGGAUUUGUUUUAGUGCAUGCAGGUGCAGGUUACCAUUCGGAAUCCAAGGCCAAGGAGUACAAGCAUGUAUGCAAAAGAGCUUGCCAGCAAGCUGUGGACAGGCUCAAAGCAGGGGCACUUGCAGUUGAAGCCGUGGCUGCAGCGCUGGUUGAGCUUGAGGACUCUCCUUUUACUAAUGCAGGUAUGGGCUCCAACAUAAAUUUGUCAGGGCAAAUAGAGUGUGACGCCAGUAUCAUGGAUGGAAAGUCACUGCAUUACGGAGCUGUGGGUGCUAUUAGUGGUAUUAAGAACCCCGUCUUAGUUGCGAAUCGACUGUUGAAUGAAGCGCAGAAAGGCAAGCUUUCAGCCGGCAGAAUACCCCCCUGCUUUUUAGUGGGACGAGGAGCACACGACUGGGCUGUUAGCCAUGGUGUCCCAGCCUGCCCCUCAGAGAAAAUGGCCACUAAAUUCAGUUUAUCUGCAUACAAGCGGAACAAAAGAAAGAUGGAGCUGGCUGAGAAAAUGGACCCAGGACAUAAUCAAACAAAGAAAAGACGACAAUCGAGUAGAAAUGAAAAUGGUUCCGAGUGCCUUGAUACCGUCGGGGCCAUUGUGGUUGACAUGCAAGGCAAUGUAGCGGCAGCGGUUUCCAGUGGAGGUCUGGCCAUGAAACAUCCAGGCAGGGUUGGCCAGGCUGCUCAUUAUGGAUGUGGCUGCUGGGCUGAAAAUGCAUGCAACAUGAACUCUUACUCUACAGCAGUGAGUACCUCAGGCUGUGGAGAGCAUCUGAUUCGCACCAUGCUGGCACGGGAAUGCUCUGCUGCCAUGCAGUCGGAAGACGCCCAUCAGGCAUUGCUGGAAGCUAUGCAAAACAAGUUCAUCAGCUCACCCUUUCUGGCCAGCGAAGAUCGAGUUUUGGGUGGCGUAAUCGUCUUGCGCUGCUGCAAAUGUGUGGAACCUCAGCCGUCUACAAAUGUUAAGGGUUGUCUAGUGGAGUUUCUUUGGAGCCAUACCACAGAAAGCAUGUGUGUAGGCUACAUGUCCGCCCAAGACAGCAAAGCAAAGAAAUGGACUCUGGGCUUGCCAAAAGCAUAUACAGUGCUUCCAAUGGCAGCAGGUGGCUGGGACUGAAGAUUAAUGUCUGGAAAUAUUUGCCUACAAGCAUGUGAAGGAAGAUGAAGGUAAAGUUUCUUGUUUGGAUUUCGGGCGACAUCUCCAAUGAAUGAUAGACAUCUGUGGACUGGAAAAUUAUUUAACUUUGUCAGUGUCUGGUCAGCGCACGCACAUGCAGUCGAGGCCAACUUGAACCAUUUCUACUCCCCUGUCGCAUGUUUGUUUGAUUAAGUCAUCUCGGUUCCUUCAUUGUUGUCCUCAUUGAUUCUUUUAAUUAAAAUUACAUCAGCGUUUCGGUCACAUUUUUAAGAAAGACAGUCGAUUCAGUGAGGUUGAAUGUAGUUCUUGAACAAGAGCGUUUUAAUACAGUGGCUUUGAGGACUGAUCACAUUGAUUUGUUUGGCCCAUGAAUCUCUCUCUCUGAAUGAGGAGAGGCCACGGUUUUUCAAGGUUGGCUCAGAUUUCAAAGCAUUGGUGCUAUGUCCUGCUGAGCACUGUUCCACCCCUCCUGACUACUCAUGUCUUGUGGUAUAUCUACUGUCUGUCUUGGUACACCGCAUCGAAAAAAUAGCAUGUUGUGUACUUAGUAGAAGAAAUUAGAACUUGAUUUCUCUGGUUAGUUGCAGAAUGUAAGAAUGCAAAGUUUGCUAUAGUUCACGGUGGCUAUUUACAGCAAUGACUUAAGCAAGCUCAUGUGUUGCUUCCACAGCAAACGUUGCAGAGUUACUUUAGAGACUGAUCAAGCGGCGUGUUGAAGGGGUGAGGCAACAAACCUUACAUGGUGCAUCUGUUCCUUUUACCUUCUGCAUGCCAAAGCAGCUGGCUAUCCAGUACUUGAAGCCAACAUUGUGGGUGCAAAAACAAAACUCGAGCCUUUGCUUCUCUGCUGGGCCUCAAAACGCUGCCAACACAUUCUCUACCAAAUGAAUGCCCGAGUGAAGGGCAUCUGUUUUCUCUCCGGUCUGUUUAGGUCGCAGAAAAAGGCUUCAAUUAAAAGCUUUUGUUGCAUAUAUAAGUGCGGUUGCGAUACUUUUUUAAUGUGUGACUAGAAUGCUCUUGACCAAUCUGUCCCAAAUAUGCAGCUGAAGUGAUGGUAACAUUUAUUAUUGGGUUUCAGUUGUUGUUUUGCUCAUCAGUGAGGUUGACACACGAUCACACUGUGAUGCACUCAUCCAUGUCACAUCACUUCAAUCUUGUCGAUUAUAUCAAGUCGUUUUAUUUCUUUUAUGCAAGAAGGCACAUUUUCUUUUGAGUUUUCAAAAUUGUGGAACGAAAGGUUCCAUUUAUUAUAUGACACAUCUGGUUUGUGGGUGUGUAUCGUCCAUGAGCAAUCGUGCUAAUCCCCAACCAGGGGUUAGCAAAAUGUCUUGUGCCCCGGCACGCUUUGCAUUCAAAUUAGACAAAAUGAACUUAGAAUUUUAUUAUUUGGUGUGCCAAAGUGCAGCAUAAAUGGGAUAGAGCGUGAGAUCCUUUCAAUAUUGUCACAUUAGCCUAAAAUGGUUGCAUGAUUACUCUGAAUAGAAUAGAAUGUCUUUAUUGUCAUUGUACAACAGGUAGACAACAAAAUUGGGAGCCUUAUUCAUGAGCGACAUCGACAGGCUGCGACGUAUUUCCCCACAUGGCUUAUCAUGACUGCGCAGAUGAAAGAGAAAUGUAAAAUAUGUUGCCCCCCUACCUAGGCGCGGUUGCCUCAUCCUGGACAUCAUUACCACUAUAAAGCUUUUGCUGUGCAAACUAAGGUCAGAGAUAAUCAUAUUGCAUGCAUUGCAAGUCCCUUUGAUUUUGUGUAUUUCUUCUUCUUUUUUUUUUUUUUUUAACGUGACGAGUGUCUUUCAUUCUUGAACAUUUUGUUUUUGUUAUCCAUUUAGUCUUGGUAAUAAAUAGCACAUGACUUAAAGAAUGUGAAAGCCACAACAAAACAGUGACAUAGGCCGUGUGCUAAAAGUGACUUGGCGUUCUCUCUGGAGUCAGUAUGUGGCUUGUCUUGCCUCGCAGUCAUAAGUUGUUUGUUACUCAGAUCGAUCAACUAUGUCUUUGAUGUGAUGUUUUGACCCGGCUUUUGUAUUGUCAUGUCUUGCUUCACUGGGUGUCAACUUGACAGAAAGCACACUGGUGGUUUGUAUAUCCUCGUUUUCCCGAUUAGUUUUGGAUAGCUAUCGUGUAAUUGGUCUUUUCUUCAAAGGUCAUUAUCAUGGAAUAAGCAUGCAUUCCAUUGGCAACAUUUUUAAUAUGUUUUGGCCGUCGAUGUGCGUUUUACUCCAUGGCGGGCUAUAGUAAAGUCAGUACAGCAUAGUGUGACCAAAUAGGUUUGUAAUCGACAUGUGCAUCCAUCGCAUUAGUUGUUUACACAUGCCAUGGCUACAGUAUGGUUAUUUACUGACUAUAAAUAGGCACACAUCCUCCCUGAACCACAAGCAGAAUUUUGGGAUGAGCAACAUGCUGUCAGGGUUGUGGUGUGCUUGCUCACUUGUCUGGAUCUUUUUGCCUGCCCACUCAUUAUGGUCAUUGUCAGGUUGCCACCAAAGUGAAAGUCUCAAAAGGGCAUCGACGGCUUACAUGUUGGCGUGUUGUUAAUGUUUAUCGUGCAUGGCUCCUACCCAAUAAAUCGUUUUAAAUAGGAUAUGUUUUGAUUUCUAUUCAAUUUAUUCGGAGUUGCGAAGACUUCAAAAGACUCUUCUGACAUGAAAGCACCUUAAGUUGAUUAUGACUCAGCUUUGAACCUUCACUUGAAGCAGAUUUAAAAUGGCUCUUCUCAAAACCCAUCCACAAAAGAUGAAGGGAAUAAGAUGAAUACAGAAGGUUGUAUUGGAGGCAUAAUAACCCCCCGAGAGUGUUGCCAUGUGUGUAUGUAGCCUUGUCUGGGUGAUGUUCCAGUGUAUGACAGUUGCCCGCAGGAUGUCAGGGGCCAUAGCCUAGGACUUGACUAAAAGAAUGUUAUAGAGAUGGAUGGUCCUGCAACUGGAGAUGUGAUGUCAGGCCAAUUCAGUGUCCUGUUGAUUCUCUCAUUGUUUCUGAUAUUUUAUUACACACUAACACCCCCCACCCCUAAAUAAACGGCUCGUCCGAGUGUCACUUAAUAGUCAAAACAGACAAAUGGAGAGGAAACACCAAAAACUUCAGCCAAUGUCAAAGUGUGUUUAUCAAACCAAAGUUGAUUUGAGUCUGGACCGAUGUGCAACAGCUGUCUAUAGACCGCAAGACAUCAAACACUGCAUUCUGUCACUUUGACAAUGUGAUGCUUUAAAUGUUCACUGUGGUCCUAUUUGAUCAACAAACUGACCUGCAAGUAAUUAAUUCUGCAGCCUUGCCACUUUAAAUUUUCAUAUCAUUCUCUGAUGUAAAGAUGUAUUUUUGGCAGUUUACAGUGGACCAGCUGUCACCCAGCUGCAGUUACUAUGAUGACUAGCAUUCUUCCCCACCAGUUCCUGAAUUUGACUCACUGGUGUCUCUUUUUGACUGGAUGAGCAGUACGAUGGAUGGACGGACUGACAGACGGAACCUUGGUUGCCAUCAAUUUUCGCCUUCUUUCUUUAUAGUGCCAUCACUACCAUGUUUGAUUGUGUUGCGUUUUGUGCAAGAUGUCCGUAAGUCGUAAAACCGCUCAACUGGACAUCACGUCAGGGUCACCAAUUGUUGCGUUUUGUUCAAGAUGUCCUUCGUUGAGCAAGGAAAACAAAGAUGUGGAGUAAUAGUUGGUACUUUAUUUGCAAGAUCUUGGGUUGUUUUCACGUGCUGAUGUGUGUUGUGUACCGACUGCCGUGAGCAAACCCAAGAUCUUGCAAAUAAAGAACCAACUAUUACUCCACAUCUUUGUUUUCCUUGCUCAACGACGGACAUCUUGAACAAAGCGCAACAAUUGCUAGUAGCAUUUUUGGAUUUGAUGUCAAGUAGUGUGUCCAUCUAAUGUUGUCAUCUUCU